This is a messenger RNA of Cylicostephanus goldi, 255 nucleotides long. Lineage: Eukaryota; Metazoa; Nematoda; Chromadorea; Rhabditida; Strongylidae. The record is from the annotation of a GenBank genome assembly.
AUGCCAGGACCACCUGGCAACGAAGCUCGUGGUUCUUCACCUGGUCCACCUGGACCAGAAGGACCUCCCGGAUUACCCGGAAUGCAGGGUUCAGCCGGUAGUCCAGGACAGCCUGGUGGCCUUGGAAGAGACGCCAACUACUGUCCUUGCCCACGUCGUGGUGGAGCCCGCGUUACUCGUGAUAAGGUUCGUGUUACUCGCGACAAGGAUGCCAAGCCUGUUGACAAGAAGAAGAAGAAGCGUGUCGCCGCCUAA